CUCGUCCCCCCAGCUCAGAUCCCCAACCGGGUUUCGAGCCCGAUAACCCGCUAAGGGCCCGGCCCCAGGCCCAGACCCGAUAAGCGAUGCGCGCCUCUCGCCGGAGGCCGUGAGAUCGCCGGACCGCCGCUGCGCGCCGCCGCCGGCGAUGACGUCCGCCGUGCUCGCCGGCCGGAAUGAGGUCCACCACCACCACCCCCACUGGGGGGGCGACGCCCGCGUCCCCCUCGUGCCCAAGCACGCCACCAACCCUAACCCUAGGCGGCACCGGCCGAGCCCCGGCGCCCCGGGGCCGCCGCCUGCGCCGCCGCGGCCGCAGGUGGCACCGUCCGCGGCGGAUCCCUCGCCGUCGGGCCACGUAACGAUCCGGCCCUCGGAGAUGUCCCGCAGGGAGGCCCAGGCGGUCCGCGCGCGGCUCACCGGCGAGCUGAGCCGGGUCCGCGCGCUCCUUUCCCACAUCGAGAGGUGGGAGGACCAGCGGCGGCCGGCGGCGGCGCCGGCGACGACGGAGCCUCCGCAGCAGCGGGGCCACGUGUCGCCGCCCCCGGCCCUCCAGGCGGCGAUGCGGAAGCGCUGCACGCAGAUCCUGACGCGGCUGCGGAAGCAGAAGAUCAGCGUCUGGUUCAACUCGCCGGUGGACGUCGAGCGGCUGAAGCUGCACGACUACCACGCCAUCAUCAGGAACCCCAUGGAUCUCGGCACCGUGAAGGAGAACCUCGCCUUCGGGAGGUACCCCUCGCACGACGCCUUCGCCGCCGACGUCCGCCUCACCUUCAACAACGCGCUGCGGUACAAUCCGCCCGACCACCAUGUCCAUAGGUACGCCGGCAACCUCCUCGCCACAUUCGAGGGGUUGUACAAGGAGGCCGUGUCUUGGUUCGAGGAGGAGUCCCAGCGUCUCCAGCCACCAAUGCCGCUUGCUCUGCCGCCGCCGCCGCAGCCCCCGGUGCCUGUGCCGGUGCAGGCCCCGCCAAGGAUUGGGGGUGGGGGGAGGAGGCCGAAGCCCAAGGCAAGGGAACCCAACAAGAGGGAGAUGAGCGAGGAGGAAAAGCACAAGUUGAGGGUGGAGAUCGGGAACUUGCCUGAGGAGAAAAUGGUGAAUGUGCUACAGAUUGUGCAGAAGAGGAAUACUGAUCCGGCUCUUAUGGGAGAGGUUGUUGAGCUUGAUUUCGACGAAAUGGAUGUCGAGACGCUCUGGGAGCUUGAUCGAUUUGUGGUCAAUUGCAAGAAGGCACUCAACAAAAGCAGGAGGACUGUUGUGGUGAAUGGUGGUGUUGUUGAUGCAACCACUAUUGUCCCAAUUGAGGAUGAUGCGAUGCAGGUGAAUGUGCAUCCGCGUGCGGUGGUUGACAUUGGAGACUCGGAGAAUGACAUGACGGAGAAGAGGGUUUCAGAGGUUGAUAUGGUUGAUGAGUAUGUUGAUAUUGGUGAUGAGAUGCCGACAGCGAAUUACCAGUCGGUGGAGAUUGAGAGGGAUGCCCAAGUGGCGAGCAGCUCAAGCGGGUCUGAAAGCGGCUCGUCUGCAUCCAGUGAUUCUGACUCAAGGAGCUCUGGGGACUCUGAUUCAGAUGGUGAUGAUGCCCAGUCUCCCAAUUAGGUGGUGCUUCUUUCUCUAACAAUAGGAUUUUAGUGAUUUUAGUAGGUGACUGAGGUCCAUUUUGGCGAGGUAAUUUGAGUAGUGGUAUAGGAAAUUGGAUGGGUUCUUGUUCGAGUUGUUGUGAGGUAUGUUCUCGUGUGCUCCUGCAUUCAGCUUAGGUUGUUGGUACUUGUAGUGGAUAGCAUGUGCUUAGUUUGGUGUAAACGAAGACCAUUGUAAAGAAGCGAAUAUAAUCGAGAAAAGAGAAAGGUAGCAAUGUAGCAUUUUAUCAUGAGUUUGUCUCCUCAAAA
Molecule: messenger RNA, 1887 nt
Organism: Oryza brachyantha (malo sina)
Lineage: Eukaryota; Viridiplantae; Streptophyta; Magnoliopsida; Poales; Poaceae
Product: transcription factor GTE7-like
Exons: 3
Coding region: 149-1597 (482 amino acids)
Molecular function (GO): protein binding
Source: RefSeq, a predicted model, not a curated record